CCAUGAACUAGUGUCUCCACGUGAGUAUAUCAACAGCAUGAAGGCUGGCAUGACCGACUAAUUGAUUGUUUUAUGAAAGUUAAUCAUCAGUCAGCUGUCUGAAAAGAAGUAGCAGGAAGACGAUGGCGACAGUCCGGAAAAAGGUCGACAAUCGGAUCCGUGUCCAGAUCGAGAAUGGAGUCGCUCUUCAGCAUCGUACUUUGUUCGUUGUGGUGGGAGAUCGUGGAAGAGACCAGGUUGUAAUUCUGCAUCACAUGCUAUCCAAAGCCACUGUCAAAGCACGGCCAUCUGUACUCUGGUGUUACAAAAAAGACCUUGGCUUUAGCAGCAACCGGAAAAAGCGCAUGAGACAGCUGCAAAAGAAGAUUAAAACUGGCACGCUGAAUCUGAACCAGGAUGAUCCAUUUGAGCUGUUCGUCGCUGCAACCAAUAUCCGCUACUGCUACUACAAUGAGACGCACAAGAUCCUGGGAAACACCUAUGGCAUGUGUGUCUUACAGGACUUUGAAGCACUCACUCCUAAUCUCUUGGCAAGAACUAUUGAAACUGUUGAAGGUGGAGGAAUUGUUGUCAUACUUUUACGGACAAUGAACUCUUUGAAGCAGCUGUAUACUAUGACUAUGGAUGUGCACUCUCGAUACAGGACUGAGGCUCAUCAGGAUGUGGUGGGACGGUUCAAUGAGAGGUUUAUUCUUUCCCUUGCAUCCUGCAAAAACUGUGUCGUCAUUGAUGACCAGCUCAGCAUCUUGCCCAUUUCCAGUCACAUGGCAAACAUCAAGCCAGUUCCUCCAAAGACUCAGGAGGAUGGCUUGUCUCCUCGUGAACAGGAGCUUAAAGAUCUGAAGGAGUCCCUUCAGGAAGUUCAGCCUGUGGGUGUGUUGGUAGAUUCUUGCAGGACUAUGGAUCAGGCUAAAGCGGUGCUGAAGUUCAUUGAGGCAAUUUCAGAGAAGACCCUGAGAAGCACUGUGGCUCUGACGGCUGCCCGUGGUCGAGGAAAAUCUGCUGCACUGGGUCUGGCUGUUGCAGGAGCUGUGGCUUUUGGCUACUCCAAUAUCUUUGUAACCUCGCCAAGUCCAGACAACCUUCACACCAUGUUUGAGUUCAUCUUUAAAGGGUUUGAUGCUCUGCAGUAUCAGGAGCAUCUCGACUAUGAAAUCAUCCAGUCUUUGAAUCCAGAGUUCAACAAAGCAGUGGUGCGAGUGAACAUCUACAAAGAGCAUCGUCAGACAAUUCAGUACAUUCAUCCAGGUGAUGCAGUGAAGCUGGGCCAAGCUGAACUGCUGGUCAUCGAUGAGGCUGCGGCAAUCCCUCUUCCUCUGGUUAAGAACCUGCUGGGACCUUAUCUGGUCUUCAUGGCCUCCACCGUCAACGGGUACGAGGGCACAGGACGUUCUCUUUCCCUCAAACUGAUUCAGCAGUUACGACAGCAGAGUGCAGACAGCCAGCAGAGUUUAUCAGCAGAGAACAGGACGGCUAACACGGCGAGACUCGCAGCAGCGCGCUCUCUCCACGAGGUUUCUCUUCAUGAGUCUAUUCGAUACGCUCCUGGAGACGCCGUGGAGAAGUGGCUGAAUGAGCUGCUCUGUCUGGACUGUCUCAACAUUCCCAGGCUCAUUUCUGGCUGCCCACUUCCACAGACAUGUGACCUAUAUUACGUCAACAGAGACACACUUUUCUGUUACCACAAGGCCUCCGAGGCUUUCCUGCAGAGGUUGAUGGCCCUCUACGUGGCAUCACAUUACAAGAAUUCUCCCAACGACCUGCAGAUGUUGUCUGAUGCUCCGGCCCAUCACCUCUUCUGCCUUUUACCACCUGUCCCUCCAACACAAAACUCUCUACCUGAGGUUCUUGCUGUGGUGCAGGUGUGUUUGGAGGGAGAGAUCUCUCGGCAGUCCAUCCUCAACAGUCUGUCAAGAGGAAAAAAGGCCUCUGGUGACCUCAUUCCCUGGACAGUCUCAGAACAAUUCCAAGACCCAGAGUUUGGCAGUCUGUCCGGAGGUAGAGUGGUGCGAAUAGCUGUCAAUCCUGACUACCAAGGGAUGGGUUACGGCUCCAGAGCUCUUCAGCUGUUGCAGAUGUACUACGAGGGAAAGUUCCCAACUAUGGAUGAAGAUGCUCCUUCAAACCAUAAUGAAAUCACCUCCGUCAGCAGUGAGGCUGUUAGUCUUCUGGAGGAGGUGAUCACUCCAAGGAAAGAACUACCACCCCUACUGCUGAAGCUUAGUGAGAGAAGAGCUGAAAGACUGGACUACCUUGGAGUUUCUUAUGGCCUUACAGCACAGCUGCUCAAAUUUUGGAAAAAAGCAGGAUAUACUCCAGUCUACCUAAGACAAACUCCUAAUGAUCUGACAGGAGAGCAUUCUUGUGUGAUGUUGAAGGAGCUAAAUGCAGAUGAAGCCUCGGAGCAGGGCCAGUGGCUGUCUGCCUUCUGGAAAGAUUUCCGCCGGCGCUUCUUGUCUCUUCUCUCCUACCAGUUCAGUAACUUUACUCCAAGCCUGGCCCUCAACAUCCUGCAGAAUAAGAAAUCCAAGGAGGAAAUGAGCACACUCAGCAGCUCUGAGCUGGCGAUGUAUUUCAGUCCUUACGACCUCAAGCGUCUGGAGUUGUAUUCCAGGAGCAUGGUGGACUAUCACCUCAUCAUGGACUUGAUUCCAACUGUUGCGCGCAUGUUUUUCCUCAAGCAGCUAGGCGACGUCUCCCUCUCAGUCGCACAGUGUGCUUUACUUUUAGGAGUCGGUUUGCAGCACAAAUCAGUAGACCAGCUGGAGAAGGAAAUUGACCUCCCAAGCUCACAGCUCAUGGGUCUCUUCAACCGACUUAUCCGGAAAUUUGUGCAAGUCUUCAACGGCAUCCACGAGAAAGCAAUCGAAGCACAGAUGGUAACUACGAAAGAGGUUACCAUGGAGCCAACUGUUCGAAGCCUUAAUGAAGAUCUGACUGAAGCAGCCAAAGAGUUUGAAGAGCGACAUAAGCAGGACAUAGAAAAAGUGAAAGAGAUGGACCUUGAACAGUACAGGAUCCGUGGGGAUGAUGAUGAGUGGGACCAGGUGUUGAAGAAAGCAGGUACCACAGCGAUGGUCAGCAUCAAGAGUGACAAGAAGAGGAAAAUGGAUGGAGGAAACACAAUAACGAGCAAUGGAGGUCCCAAGCAGGGGAAACUAAAAAAGAAGGAAAUGCAUCAUGGGAAAUUCAAGAAGAACAAGGACAAACAUGGCAAAUUUGGAAAGAAGGCGUGACAGUCAAUGGUACUGCAUUGACAG
This is a messenger RNA of Sphaeramia orbicularis (orbiculate cardinalfish), 3260 nucleotides long. RefSeq names its product N-acetyltransferase 10 (gene nat10). The record is from RefSeq and is a predicted model, not a curated record. The coding region runs from base 123 to 3236 and encodes 1037 amino acids. The transcript has 29 exons. Gene Ontology annotation, cellular component: nucleolus; 90S preribosome. Gene Ontology annotation, molecular function: tRNA binding; ATP binding; 18S rRNA cytidine N-acetyltransferase activity. NCBI's taxonomy places the organism in Eukaryota, Metazoa, Chordata, Actinopteri, Kurtiformes, Apogonidae. Gene Ontology annotation, biological process: rRNA acetylation involved in maturation of SSU-rRNA.